AUGACACCCCGCCUCCUGUGCGCGACCCUACCAAAGAGCCCGUUAUACAAGCUAUCGAACCAAACGCUCGCGGCGUAUGACCGCACGAAGAAGCGCGUUCAAGGGUUUGCUUCCGUCAAACCCAUCAAGGCUCGGGUCAUACCACCCAAGCGAUUGCCCCUCGGCGAGGCACCCAACUGGCUCAAGGAGGGCUUCAUCAGCUUUGAGGUGAUCAACACCGUAACCAAACGCGUCGCCUUCGGCAUCAAAGGCGCGCUUACAUCGGCCAUCAUCACACUUGAUGGCGGCGUGGGCGACUACGAGCUGCCGGUGCGCGACAUGACUGAAACAAACCUGAACUGGCACGUUGACAAGGAUAACGAAGAAGAGGCUGGGGAAAAGAAGGGCAAUACUCUCCUGUUGAGGAUAGAGAGAGGAAAGCUCGCACGCGUCAGAUCAGCAGGCUCGGGAACGCCCGUUCGGUAUGAGCCCGUCGGCCUUGGUGCGCGUCGGAAAGACCACGGCAAGGACGACGCCAAAUCUACCAAGCCGCAGCGCCAGGAGACGGGGGCGAAGAAGGAAACGACCAAGCGAGUGACACCCGAAGGAGAAGCGGAGGAGGAGGAGGAAGAAGAGGAGAAAACGACCACCAAGGAUGUCAAGAAGGCGCGCAAGGGCAGCGAAUCUACGAGCGCUGAGAAGGCUGCACCGGUGCAAAAGAAAACCACAGCGCCUGAGCAGGCACCGGAAGCGAAGCGACUGGCAGAAAAGCGAAAGGCCACCUACGAGGCCACGCCGAGGAAAUCCACGAGCGGAGAGUUCAAGAACCCUUGGCUCUUGGCCAAGAAGCUCAAGACUGGACAACCGGCCACGCCCAAGGCGGCGGCGGCGGAUGAGGAGGAGGAAAAUGAGGACCUCGGAGAGGAAGAGGAGAGGGCACCGGUAGCGAAGCGACUGGCGGAGAAGCGAAAGGCCACCGACGAGGCCACGCCGAGGAAAUCCACGAGCGGAGCGUUCAAGCACUCUGAGCUCUGGCCCAAGCUCACGACUGGACAACCGGCCACGCCCAAGGCGGAUCAAUCGCGCCGACAGACCAAGGAGGAGGAGGAAGAAGAGGAGGAGAAAGAGGACCCCGGAGAGGAAGAGGAGAAGGCAGCGAAGGCUAAGGACAGGAAAUCGACUGCGCUGGAGAAGCACUCGAAGGCAGCGGAUGAGGACGACCAAGAUGAAGAGGAGGAGGAGGAGGAGGAGAACUUUGAGGAGAUUCUGAGCCAGAUACCGGUGUUGGUGACGGUCAACAGGCUUGAGGACACGCGAGAGCCGCCAUCGGCUGACGCGCGGCCCCCCUCGACGAAGCGAAAGCUGAGCGAUUCGCGAGCGAAGGACCAGAAGACGAAGAAGAGGAAGAUGACCCCGGAGGAGGAGCGAGCGUACGCGAUUCAACAGCGGAUCCUCGGCAACGACUACUUCAACGACGAGACCGACUGCUACGUGUCGUCGUCCGAGGAGGACGAGCAGGUGACCGAACGACGAGCGAUAGCGGCAGUGCGACGCGCGAAAGCCGUCGGCACGCCCCGGAAGUUAUUGGGUACAGCCAAACAGAAACUCAAACCAGCGCAAGAAGAGGAGGAAGAAGAGGAAGAGGACGAUGACGACGAAGAGGAAUCGGAAGCCGAGCCGAUGGACGACGCUGAGCUGCAGUCCGACAACGAGCUUCUCGUUUCAGGGUUCGACCACAUGGAUGCCGAAGCGAACGAAGACACAGCAGCGACAUCAGCCGAACAGCGGCAAGCGGAGAAGCCCGACGACAAGGAGGAGGAGGAGGAGGAGGAGGAGGAGGAGGAGGAAGGAGACGAGGAGGAAGAAGAGGAAAAGCGCAGGAUGAAGCGAAAGAAAACAAAGAGGAGGAGGAGAAGGAGGAAGAUGAUGAAGACGACCAGUUUGAUUUCAUGUGGGUGA
Acanthamoeba castellanii str. Neff is the source of this 1938-nucleotide messenger RNA. RefSeq lists its product as uncharacterized. Lineage: Eukaryota; Discosea; Longamoebia; Acanthamoebidae. The transcript has 5 exons. The record is from RefSeq and is a predicted model, not a curated record. Bases 1 to 1938 code for a protein of 645 amino acids.